Messenger RNA from Hydatigera taeniaeformis, 678 nucleotides. Lineage: Eukaryota; Metazoa; Platyhelminthes; Cestoda; Cyclophyllidea; Taeniidae. The record is from the annotation of a GenBank genome assembly.
AUGAAGGACUACGUAUUUGGGCUUGAGGUAUUUGAGAAAAUUGAAAGUCAUGCGCGCUUCUAUGCCAGCCAAGUUGUUCUGGCCUUUGAGUAUUUGCAUCAUCUCGAGUUGGUGUAUCGCGAUCUCAAACCCGAAAACAUCCUCAUCGAUGAGCAUGGAUACCUCAAGAUAACGGAUUUCGGUUUUGCCAAACGGGUGAAGGGUCGGACCUGGACUCUUUGUGGCACUCCUGAAUACCUAGCUCCUGAAAUCAUUCUAAGCAAGGGCUACAACAAGGCAGUUGAUUGGUGGGCCUUGGGAGUGUUAGUCUACGAAAUGGCUGCCGGUUAUCCUCCCUUCUACGCCGAUCAACCCAUCCAGAUUUACGAGAAGAUUGUCUCUGGAAAGGUUCGAUUUCCGUCACACUUCAGCUCCGAUCUGAAGGAUCUCCUUCGCAAUUUGCUUCAAGUGGACUUGACGAAACGCUAUGGCAACCUGAAGAACGGUGUCAAUGACAUCAAAAAUCACAAAUGGUUCGCUUCCACUGAUUGGUUUGUCAUCUACAAGUGUGAGGCUGAGGCGCCAUUUGUGCCCAAGUGCAAAGGUCCCGGUGAUGCGGACAACUUUGACGAAUACGAGGAGGAGCCAUUGCGUAUAUCGGCAACGGAGAAGUGCGCCAAGGACUUCGCUGACUUUUAA